Messenger RNA from Phalaenopsis equestris, 3214 nucleotides. RefSeq lists its product as uncharacterized. The transcript has 12 exons. Lineage: Eukaryota; Viridiplantae; Streptophyta; Magnoliopsida; Asparagales; Orchidaceae. Bases 218 to 2740 code for a protein of 840 amino acids. The record is from RefSeq and is a predicted model, not a curated record.
UUCCGAUCCGCUCCUAUAAAACCAGAAACCAUUGAGUAAGCCCCUGUUUGGUGAAGCAAUCCCCAUAGCUGGUUGUGUCAAAUGGAAGAGCAAUUUGCGUGCCCUGUUGCCUUUGGGAUUUCCACCUGCAUAGUUGGCGCACCUCGUCGCUUGCAGUACUUAUGCUUUAGUAGCCAGUCUUCCAACUCUGAGGACUGCAGGUCCUGAAGUCUUUAUAAUGUUUCUGCUGCGAAAUACACAUCCUGUUGCCCCAGAUCUACCUUCUAUUUCAGAAACGAAGCGCACCAAGGAUGUUAGAACUGAACCCAAACCAGCUACAACAUUGGAGGGUCUUAUCGCCGAAGAUCCAUUUCCAGUUGAGAAUGGUGAUAAGGAUAGUGACUUAAGCGGUGGAUCUACGGUUUCCACUUCCAAGUUCCAUACCGAUUUUGGAAACCACUUAGACGUUGCCGAAGAUGAAGGAUGGAUAACAAUUCCAAAAGAUAAAGUUCCUGAUGAUUGGUUUCUCGCAUCAAAUGUACAGCAGUUGCGCUCCUUGGACAGGUCUUUUGUUUUCUCUGGUGAACAACUUCGUUUGUUAGUGUGCUUAUCAGCAGCUAAGCAUGAUGAAGAAGUCGCGACUCCAUUAAUAGUUUCUGGGUUUAUGUCAAAAAAUGAAAAUUCUACGCAGUUUAGGAAGCAUCAGAAUGAGAUUUCAUUCAGCACUUCCGCUAUCAUUGCUCAAGUGAAGGAGAAUGAUAUGCUUGCCGCAAAUGUAGGUCCAAGUGAAUGCAGCGAUCAAGCUUUGCCUAGUUGUGAGGUGGGUCCUGGGCAGGAUGCAAACAUAACCAAAGCCUUGCUUCAGAGUGAAGAUCAUGAGCUACGGAUAAAAACAUUGCUGCAAAAAUUAAGCUUUUCAAAUUUCUUUGUAAGAGUUGCAGAAUCUGAUGAGCCACUGUGGUCUAAAAAAAUUUCAGCAGAAUCAUCUUCAACUAACUCAGAUAUGGCUGGAGGGAUAUUCCAUGCAAAAGAUGGUGCUCCAAGAAAAGAAAGCCUGAGUGCAAUUAUUGAUCAAGGAAGUUUCGACUGCUGUGCUUCUGGUGGGGUGGCUAGAGACGUUAAAUGCUACUGCUUGUCAAGUGGUGACAUAGUGGUUCUUUUACAAGUGAACGUCGCAGCUGGCAAUAUAAAGGAUCCUGUGCUUGAGGUUCUUCAGUUUGAGAAGUACGGAUCUUUAGUUCCUGACUCUGAGAAUUUGAGUAAUUUAUAUUCUUCAAGCCGUUAUGAUCCAUACGGGGAACUUCUUAAUUGGUUACUCCCUUUGAAUCGUACUCUAGCCCCUCAUUCAUUAUUACCUCCAUUAGGGCAAGAUCAAACAGUUGCUACUCACAGGUCAACGUCUUCCUAUUCUGGUUCACAAAUUUUCUCUUUUGGCCAGUUCCGAAGUUACUCCAUGCCAUCACUUCCGAAAGAUAAUAAUGCACCUUCCAUCUUUGCUACUCACAAUUCAAAACCUUCUCUUGACCUUGAAGAUUUAGAUUGUUUCACGCCGGAGAAGUCAAAGAAUCAUGAUAUGGAAAAUGAGGGUCUUUUUUCGUUUCGAGGUGUUUCUCUUGUGCCUGAACGGUUUUCUGUUCACUGUGGUUUUGAAGGUAUAUACUUACCUGGCCGGCGAUGGCGUAGAAAGAUUGAAAUUGUUCAGCCAUUAGAAAUUCAUAGUUUUGCUGCUUCAUGCGCUACUGAGGAUCUUCUGUGUGUUCAGAUCAAGAACAUUUCACCAGCGCAUUUGCCAGAGAUAACUAUAUUUUUGGACGCAAUAAAUAUUAUAUAUGAUGAGCCAUCAAAGGGAAGUCCACCUUUUUAUCUACCGCUUUCAAGCAUUGAGACAGGAGGUGGUCACAAUUUACCUAAUCUUCCGCUCAGGAGAGGCGAGGAACAUUCUUUUAUCCUGAAACCGGUGAUCAAAUUAGAUGGCAAUUUUGAUGGCCGUAGUAAUGCACACCCUAUGGUUUUACAUGCGAAGGUAGGUACAACUGUAUUGGGAUCAACUUCAAAGGCAAGUUACAUGAAGAAGAUUUUACCAAGCACAGAUCAAUAUGCAGUUUUAGUUUCCUGCCGUUGCAACUACAGUGAAUCAAAAUUAUUCUUCAAGCAGAGAACAAGUUGGCGUCCCCACAUUGCCAAGGAUCUCAUUAUCUCUGUAGUUUCAGAAAUUUCACAUCAGACGGUUGAAUCAACUGGAGUACCGCAACUUCCGGUUCAGGUGUUAACCCUCCACGCUUCAAACUUAACUUCUGAAGAUCUUAAUCUUACUGUUCUGGCUCCAUUAUCAGCACCUUCUUCGCCAUCUGUAUUGCCCUUGAGCUCCACACCAAGAAACCCUAUGAAUGCUCAAGCUAAUUUUCCUGAAUUCAUAGGAGGGGAAGCCGGGGGGAAAAAUACUGUCACUGAAAAACAGAAAGUUAAUGAUGGUAGUGGCAAAGGAUCAAGUUCUCUUACUCAGCGUCGGGGUGCGACUUCUGAUAUCAUUUCAAGCACAGAUCAGGGGUGUACACAUCUCUGGUUGCAGAGCACGGUGCCCUUGGGAGUUGUACCUGCACACUCGAGUACCAGCGUCAAACUUGAGUUACUUCCUUUGACAGAUGGAAUAAUUACUCUGGACACGCUGCAAGUAGCUGCUCGAGAUAAAGGUGUAAUUUACAUACCAGAGCAGCCAUUGAAGAUCUAUGCUACUUCCAGCAUAGCGAAAGAAAUUGCUUAGACUUCAUGAUAAUUGGCGCCCGAUUUCAUUCGAUAAUUGUCAUCUUUGACGGAGACAUGUAUAUGUCAAGAUUCUCCUCAAUAUAGUGUCAGUAGAAAUCCGGAGAUCAACAUAGAUUCUCCGUAAUAUCUGUAUUGCCCAUCACACUUGAUUCGCUCAAGGACAGCUGAACCAAAAAAAUCUUGGCCCCAGUUACAGUAAGUUCUAUGUUUUUAUUUCUCAUUUGUUUUCUACUUAUACAGAAAUGCGAAGCAGCUGCUGUGUCUGCUCUUGUAAUUCUCUAUAUUUCCUCUUCGCCAGCAUCUUUGUUUAUCCCAAUUUUUAUUUGGGAUUUUGGAUUAAUUGUUAUACUUUAUUGGCAAAAUAUUUGAUUGAUAAUUUAUUUUCCAUGUAUGUGUGGAGCUUUAGGUCAAAGGUCCCAUCUAUAAACAUAUUAAUGGAGUUUUUAAUACAGUUUUGAUGUUUUUGUGUCAA